CCUCAGCCUUACAGACCUCCGUCGUUGUCUUGUGAAAGCCUCAAUACAGUUAAUAUGCCAGUUGCGUCGUAGGACUGGCCUCUACACGCUCAUUACCAGCCAUCAUGGCCUCCUCUUCCCUUCUUCGAAGUGCGUCCCAGCACAGACUCUGCCAAUGCGCCAGGACGGCUGCUCGGUCGACGAGACCGCAUGGCGCGACGGGUCGGCGAUAUAUUGGUAUGAAGUACCUUGCGAAGGUUGCCGAUGCGGAAAAGGCCUGGGCGGAAAAGGCAAAGGAGAUUCGAGCGGGGAAUCAAAAGUCUAUGCUGAGCAUAUUAGAAGAGCGAGGGCUGGUCCAUCAAACCACGGGAAACCGGGACACCAUCGACAACCUGAUGAUAGAUAAACGCGUUGGGGCAUACGUAGGAAUUGACCCGACUGCAUCCUCCCUCCAUGUCGGCCAUCUCCUCCCGCUCAUGUCCCUCUUCUGGAUGUACCUCCACGGAUACCACAGCGUGUCCCUUCUCGGCGGCGCCACGGCGAAGAUUGGGGACCCAACAGGUCGCCUCACAACUCGCACGAAAGAGCACAGCGCCGUCCGCACGGCAAACAUGGUCAAUAUGCACUACCAGCUGAAGAAGCUCUGGGUCAACGUGGAGGAGUACGGCCGCAAGUUCGGUUACAACUGGGAGUGGGCAUGGCAUCGGGAACUGGUCAACAACAACACCUGGACAAAUAAGCUCACGGUCAUUGAGCUUCUACAGAUCAUUGGCCCUGGCAUGCGGUUAGGCACCAUGCUUGCGAGAGACACUGUUAAGAACAAGCUCAGCAAGGGUGACGGCAUGUCCUAUGCCGAGUUCUCAUACCCAGUGCUUCAGGCCUGGGAUUGGUGGCACAUGUACAACACCAAAGACAUCCAAAUGCAAAUCGGCGGUGCGGAUCAGUACGGCAACAUCGUUGCAGGCCUCAACGCCGUAAAAUACAUCUCAUCAAACCACCCUGACCCCGAUGUGCGCCAAGGAAAAGAUGCCGACAUCGCUCAACCAUUUGGCUUCACUGUUCCCCUCCUGACCACGGCCGCGGGCGACAAAUUCGGCAAGUCUGCCGGAAACGCCGUCUGGCUCGACAAGGAGCUCACCAGCACCUUCGAGCUGUACGGCUUCUGGAUGCGCCAGUCUGACGCCGACAUGCCGCGCUACCUCCGCUACUUCACCUUCCUUCCCUCACCCGAGAUCGACGCGCUGGUUGAGGAGCACAAGCAGGCGCCACACGAACGCAAGGCGCAGCAUGUGCUCGCGCGGAACUUUGUCGAGCUUAUCCACGGGCCUGCAGAGGCCAAGGCUGCGGAGGCGAAUCACCGCCUGUUAUUCGGGAAGCCCUCGUUAUCAAGUCUGAUGGAGACACCCAAGGAUAACACCACAGCGGAAUCGGAGAAGAAGGGUCCCACCCCUAUAACCCUUAACAAUGCGCCCAGCAUCAACAUCACGCUCCCGCGCUCCGUGCUUACCAAGUCAAUCGGCAAGAUCGUGUACGCGGCGGGGUUGGCGGAGUCGGCGUCCGAGGGGCACAGACUUGUUUCUAACGGGAGCUUGUAUAUCAGCGGCCCGUCGAGUCAGAAGAAGCAAGCGAUGGAUGAGGCGGAGCUGAAGUUCACGCAGAUCAAGAACUGGCUCAUUGCGGAUACGAAGAAGUUCCUUGUUGGCGACGAGAUGCUCGUGUUGAGGAGGGGGAAGCAUAAUAUUCGCAUUGUUAAGAUUGUGGAGGAUAAUGAGUGGGCAGAGGGGGGGAAGAAAUACCCUGGAGAGGGGGGCCAGGGUGGACAGAAGGGGGAAGCUGGAGAGGAGACCGCAGAGCUGGGUGCGAAGGACGCUGGGAAGGAGCGCAAGAAGAAGAGCUUCUGGAGCGAGUUUGCGCCAGAGGUGGAUCCGAAUGAGAGGAAGAGCGUUCUGUACAAGCCUGCCCCUUCAGGGCAGAGGAAGACUAUAAUCCGGAGGAGCCCCACUAAGCCGUACGAUGAGAAGGAGGAGGGGAGCAGUUUACAAAACCUAAAUAUCGGCCGUCCAAACUCUCUGUUGACUCGUAUAUCGCCACCGAGAUCCAGUCGAAGAGAACCCAGCCAGCAAAAUAGGACAAGCCACAGGCAACAUCCACGCAGCUUUCAAGAAGACUCCUCUCCCGCCACCACGAAACGCACCAAAUAUGGCCACCUCUCUGACUUCCAAAACGCCCCCUAUCUCACGCAACUCCCUCCUCCCCCGCUACCCCUCGCCGCCUUCCACAGCCUCCACAGGCGCAAUCUCACAUCCCGCGGUCACCUCUUCGUAAUCCACCAACACGACCACCCCAUCGCAGGCCUCCACUACGACCUCCGUCUCCAGUUCUCCGCCACCAGCAGCCUCAGCUGGGCCAUCCCAUUUGGGGUGCCAGGAGACCCUAAUAGCAAGCGCCGGUUACGUCUCGCGACAGAGACGAGAGUGCAUACCGUGGGUAGUCAUCUAGUGGAGGGAGGGUCGAAAGGAGGUGGUUCAAUGAUAGUAUGGGAUGGAGGAGUUUAUGAGGUGUUGCCGCGGCGUAAGGUAGACGGGCCGGAGAGGGAUCCAGGGUCGGCAGAGGGGUCACAGUCAUCCGGUUUGGGGGUCGUCGAAAAUGGAGAAAUGGCAGGAGAAAAUCGGGAUACGGGGGAUGGGUUGUCUGAGAAUUCGAAACUCGUGGAAUCGUUUGGCCGGAGGAAGAUCAGGAUUAGAUUGCAUGGCGCGAGGUUGCCGGAGGGGUACACGCUGGAUAUGUUCGUUGCGCCUGGUUCGCAGCAUCUACGUGAGCCACGGGUGGCAGUGAGGAGAAAGAAGGAGAGGCGAGUUGUGAACGUAAUUGAGACAUCGUCGGAAGGGGAGGAGAACGAUCCAGCUAUACCUGUCGCAGAUGCGGUAGCUGCGGAGUGGGCACUGGAAUGGGAGAGGAAGGAGGUUGAGAAGAGGGAAGUGCGACGCGUGAAUGCGUAUCUGGGAGCAGAGAACACGAUUGGGUCACUGUAUCAGCGGAAAUGGUUUCUGUGCCUUGAUAGAGAGGGAUCGGGGUUCUGCAAAGCAGAUAGGGAUGGGGUUUGGGAGAGGAGGAAGGGCGAGGGGGGUGUGCUCGAAGGGUUCGAGCCAUUCUAUGUUAGGGGCGUGGAGGAAGAGAGGAGCGUGGUGACGGGAAUGAAAGCAGAGCAUGUGAUGAGAGAUGCUGGCAUCGUUGGGUUUGUGAGGAGGAAGGGGUGGAAGGCUAUUCUUGACUAA
Messenger RNA from Pseudogymnoascus verrucosus, 3254 nucleotides. RefSeq names its product tyrosyl-tRNA synthetase (gene MSY1). Gene Ontology annotation, biological process: tyrosyl-tRNA aminoacylation. Bases 105 to 3254 code for a protein of 1049 amino acids. Gene Ontology annotation, cellular component: mitochondrion; cytosol. NCBI's taxonomy places the organism in Eukaryota, Fungi, Ascomycota, Leotiomycetes, Thelebolales, Thelebolaceae. The record is from RefSeq and is a predicted model, not a curated record. Gene Ontology annotation, molecular function: ATP binding; RNA binding; tyrosine-tRNA ligase activity. The transcript is spliced from 3 exons.